AUGUCCGAAAGCAAAGAGGCAGCAGGGUCCAGUCAACCAGUUGUCACCAUGGAUUCAUCAAAUAUCAUCAAAGUGACUGUGAAGACCCUCAAGCAGAAGGAGCAGUUUGAGGUUGCUCAGAGCAGCACCAUCCAGGAGUUUAAGGAAGAAGUCUCCAAACGCUUCAAAACUCCCCCUGAGCUGCUGGCACUGAUAUUUGCUGGGAAAAUCCUCAAGGAUCAAGACACUCUGAGCCAGUAUGGUAUCCACAGUGGGGUCAGCAUCCACCUUGUCAUCAGGUCCCAAAAGAGACCACAGGACAGCCUGGCAGAUCAGUGUACUGCAACCACACUGAUGCGAUCUCCCAGCCACAACCUGGAUCUAAACACCAUCAACAACAACUUGUUUUUGCUAGGGUUUCUCAUUGGGGUGACAGGCAUAAAUCUCAUAGGCCUGGACUCAACAGAUGUGUCCGACUUGGUGAGUAGAGUUCAAGAGCGAGAUGUGUCCUUGCAUGGCCUGGUAAGUGAGAUAAUGCAGAGCUCCUCUGUGCAGCACAUCUUUGCCAAUGCCGAACUCGCCAGGGACUUCAUCAUGUCCAACCCUCAGGUGCAGCAGCUGGUUGAACAAAAUCCUGAGAUCGGCCACAUUCUCACCAACCCACAUUUUAUCAGGGAAAUAUUAGAAGCCUCCAGCAGCCCUGCCAUGAUGCAAGAGAUGAUAAGGAACCAUGACCGUGCCCUGAACAACCUUGAAAGCAUACCUGGUGGGUACAGUGCUCUGGAACAGCUCUACAGGGAAACUGAAGAGCCCAUGUUGGAGGCUGUGCAGACACAACUGGGAAACAACCCAUUUGCUUCACUAGACAGUAACUCAUCCCUGAACAGAGCCAGGCUGCCAGCCUGUACUGAAAACCGGAGACCAUUACCCAAUCCUUGGGCCCCUCAGUCAAACAGGGCUAGUGAUAAUGGAAAUGACUAUGAUGGCCAUAAUGCCUACAACAGUGCAGACGACAGUUUUAUUGUGCUGAAUUUGGGGCCUGCAGCAGGUGCAGUGGUGCCCAGCUCAGGAGGGAUUCAGAGCAUGGUCCAGCAGCUAACAGAAAACUCAGAACUCAUGUACAACCUGGAGAAUGCAUUAACAAACCCCCAGGGCCCAGCACAAAUGCUGCUGAAUAACACUCAUAUUUUAAGUGAUGGAAAUUCUCAACUGCAAGAUGAAAGGACACAGGAGCUGCCCGCGGAGAUGGAGAACACUGAGAUUUCAUCCUUGCUGAGAAACCCUAGAGCACUGCAGGCUUUGCUACAGGUCCAGCUAGGUUUACAGACCCUCUCAACAGAAGUUCCAGAUUUUAUACUUGGUUUGGGGGACCCAGAUGUGGAACUGGAUCUGGAAAGCAUGGAAGACUCUGCAAAGAGCAGCGAGUCUGAGGAAGAUGCAAGUCUAGUGUCAGACAAGGAUGAAGCAGAAAGCCAGGAGGAGAUGGACGAGCAAGCACCACAGACCAGAUUUGGUAGACAAAUGCAGCAGCUCAGUGCCAUGGGCUUCCAGGACCAAAAUGCAAACUUGCAGGCUCUGAUUGACACUGAAGGAGAGGUCAAUGCAGCAGUUGAGAUACUGACAAAAACACAGUCAUCAAAUGAGGUCCCAUAA
Messenger RNA from Dromaius novaehollandiae (emu), 1632 nucleotides. RefSeq names its product ubiquilin-1-like. NCBI's taxonomy places the organism in Eukaryota, Metazoa, Chordata, Aves, Casuariiformes, Dromaiidae. Bases 1 to 1632 code for a protein of 543 amino acids. Gene Ontology annotation, biological process: ubiquitin-dependent protein catabolic process. The record is from RefSeq and is a predicted model, not a curated record. Gene Ontology annotation, cellular component: cytosol. Gene Ontology annotation, molecular function: polyubiquitin modification-dependent protein binding. The transcript is spliced from 2 exons.